Molecule: messenger RNA, 1752 nt
Organism: Aspergillus melleus
Lineage: Eukaryota; Fungi; Ascomycota; Eurotiomycetes; Eurotiales; Aspergillaceae
Product: CorA family magnesium transporter
Exons: 3
Coding region: 1-1752 (583 amino acids)
Biological process (GO): mitochondrial magnesium ion transmembrane transport
Cellular component (GO): mitochondrial inner membrane
Molecular function (GO): magnesium ion transmembrane transporter activity
Source: RefSeq, a predicted model, not a curated record
AUGCUGUCCCCGUCGCCUUUGAAACCGACUAUUCCCUCGACGUCGCUACUCCGAUUCUUGCGUUCCCAGACCGAUUCGCUCCUCUACUUCACGGCGAACCCAUCGACCUGCGAUCUUCCCGCUCGAAAGUCGUCCCGCGGCCGACCGUCUCGUGUGCUGCAGCUCGAAGCCUCGUCGAACUGGACGCAUCUCAACCCUGCGCGAUGCCAAGCCACCCUGGAAGCAGGGUUGUUGCCGUCAUUGCGUAAGAGCCAGAGCCAGAGUCAGGGCCCGUCGCGGUAUCGAGUCUCGCUAGAUCAACGUCCCUGCGCCGUUCUUUCUCCGCUGAACCCGCUGUCGUCACGCGCCUCAUCCUCCCAUAGCCGACCGCUCCUCCGCAGGCUGUUCGACCUGAGACACGGCAAGACCGCGGCCGAACCGAAGCACCGCAACCCGGGACCCGCGCUGAUCGACGAGGGCACGGAGGGAAGUUUGAAUUUUGGAGGACGGCUGUUAGCGGCUAAGGCGUCGAACGAGCCGCGAUUGCGAUGUACGGAGUUUGAUAGCAACGGGAACGUAACCCUCGUCAAUGGAGAUUUCAGGAAGAGUGAACUAAUCGCGAAGUAUGGCCUUCUUCCUCGCGACCUGCGAAAGAUCGACUCCUCGACUUUGCCUCAUAUUCUUGUGCGACCGAGCGCUAUCCUCAUUAACCUGCUCCACCUGCGCGUGUUGAUCAAGGCGGACCGGGUCCUCGUCUUUGAUGCGUAUGGUUCGACGGAUUCCUACAUGCAGUCGAUGUUCGUCUACGACCUGGAGGGGAAACUACGGCAGAGACAGUCACAGUCGCCGGGUGCCGGGGCCCUGCCUUACGAGUUCCGUGCUCUCGAGGCGGUCCUGAUCAGCGUCACGACCGGUUUAGAGGAGGAAUUCAACGGCGUGCGAGAGCCGGUUGUGCGCGUUCUGCGCGCGUUGGAAGAGGACAUUGAUCGGGACAAGCUGAGACAUCUGCUCAUCUACUCCAAGAGGUUGGGUACGUUUGAACAGAAAGCGCGACUUGUGCGAGAUGCCAUCGACGACCUGCUGGAGGCCGACGAUGACUUGGCGGCCAUGUACCUGACGGAGAAUGGGAAGGGCAUUCAGCGAGAGGAGGACGACCACCAGGAGGUGGAAAUGCUUCUGGAGUCGUACCAUAAAGUAUGCGAUGAAAUUGUUCAGGCCAGCGGCAACCUGGUCACUGGGAUCCGUAAUACGGAGGAAGUAGUCAAAGCCAUCCUCGACGCCAACCGCAACUCCCUCAUGCUCCUCGACCUCAAAUUCAGCAUCGGCACGCUCGCCCUCGCAGCAGGAACCCUCUUCUCAGCGCUCUACGGCAUGAACUUGAAGAACUUCAUUGAAGAAUCCGACUUCGGCUUCGGCGGCGUCUCCGUCACCUGCUUCGUCAUCACCGCCGUGGUCAGCGUCUACGGACUGGCCAAGCUGCGCAAACUCCAGCGCGUCCGCAUGUGGGGUGAAGCCGGCGCCGGCAGCUCCCCGAUGGUCCAUUUCCCAACCCGCGGCGGCGGCCUCACCGGUCACCGCUCGAACUGGCGCGCUGACUCCAUCGAACCCGUCUGGGGCAGUCUUCCCGGCGAAGGCCGCUCCGAACGCAUGAAGCGUCUAAAAGACAACGCCGCGGCUUCGGCAGCUGCCCGCUCCGUCGCUGCUGAUGCCACGGCGCAGAGAGCCAACUCGUUGAAACAAUCGGCUAGCAAGGCGAAACUCGAGCAAUCAUGA